Lepisosteus oculatus (spotted gar) is the source of this 770-nucleotide messenger RNA. It is a transcript of the gene knstrn, whose product is annotated as kinetochore localized astrin (SPAG5) binding protein. Gene Ontology annotation, cellular component: mitotic spindle; kinetochore; centriolar satellite. Lineage: Eukaryota; Metazoa; Chordata; Actinopteri; Semionotiformes; Lepisosteidae. The record is from RefSeq and is a predicted model, not a curated record. Gene Ontology annotation, biological process: regulation of attachment of spindle microtubules to kinetochore; mitotic sister chromatid segregation; spindle organization.
UAUCAAGAAAAAAAGCAAUACGAAGCAACAAAAUCAAAUGAUCGCCCUGCUGAAAGUAUGAAAAAAACGGUGGCUCCCAAAUUUGAAGUACCUACCAGUUUCAACUUUGCUGUAAAGUCUGAAAAGGUUGGAGCAUUCAAACCACAAAACCCAACUGUCAGCAAAAGGAAAAUUCCUCAAAAUGGUGUUUACAAAGGACCAAAUACCAGGCUCCGUGUGGAAGCAGAACUGAGAGAUAAGAACCAGCUUUUAGAAGCAUCCAAUCUGGAGCUGUAUCGAAAUCUUUCAGAGGCAAAGGAGAAUAUUGCAAAGCUGACGCAGAAAUACACAGGUCUGGAAGGAGAAUCCAGUGAACUUAAAAAGCAGCUGGAGAAGUGCAUGCUAUUUCUGGAAACUAGCAACAUUGAUCCAGUUUCAGGUGAAAAAAUCCUUGAAACAGCAAAACAAAAUGAAGAGCAAAGAAAGGAAGUGUUGAGUCUGUCUAGGAAUUUGCAAAAUGAACUGGAGGUAUUUAGUCAGAAAGCUUCUGAGCACAGGCUACAGAUGCAGGAAAUUAAAUCCAAAGUGAGGGCUCAGCAAGAAGAAAUAGAGAGGCGUCUGAAGGAAAAAGAAAACUUUCAAACAGAACUACAAGAAAUGGAGAAAGCUUUAGAUGAUGCUCAGCAGCUACUUGAUGUGUAAAUUUGUGUGCCGGCAGAAAAGCCAUUCGCUUUGAGAUGUAAAAAUUAGUAUUUUUUUAUAAGCUAAUAAAAUAUUAAAACCAAGAAAAA